UCAUAAAAAUGUAAUUUAAAAAAACACUUCUUUUUUUUUAAAAAAAAACUUAAACAAAUUAGUUAAUCGAUUAAAAGUUCCUACUUGAAGUAGACCAAACCCGAGCGAGAGAUAUUAGUAACAACCAAAAACUUGGCAUUCAAUUUGUGUAGGUGUUGUGGAAGACCCUAAUGUUAAAGCAGUGACUAUACACUUAACCCAAUACACAUUAUUAUAAAUGUAAUGGUAAUAAACACAAAAAAAAUGUGUAUGGCUUUAAAUUUUACUUGUCUAGGGAGCUGCUAUCAUUACAGAAGUCCCUGAGAAAGCAUGCAACUUCACUUGCCCCCAGCUGGAUAGCAAGUAAACACUAACCGUUUCCUAUUACCAUACAUUGGCUGCAUAGAAUUGUUGAUUGGCUGAUUUUUUUGUUUUUUCUCUAUCAUGCAUAUACAUGGUUCCCGAACACAAUUUUUUUGCUAGAAGAAAAAUGCUUGAUUGUUGGUUAAUCAUACUCGUGUUUAUCCUUUAAAAACAAAGUUCCACCUGAGGACAAUUCAUCAAGUUUGUUGUAGUUUAAUUUGAAGUUACAUUUUUUUUUUCUGUUACUUUUGAUUGAUCUAUUUAACGCUAAGUAAAAUUUUGUUGUUGUUUUAAAACCUCUUUUACAAUAACAUGUUUCCGUUUCUUUUAUUAAUUGACAAGGACUGUUUAGAAUGACAUACGCUUUAAUUGUUAUGAAUGCUAUAUUAAUUUACGAAAUUGUUACUUAACAUUUAUCUUCUAUAAAAUAAAAAUUGGAAUGAACUCUUUUGAAUAAAUGUUUAUACACAAGACCAGAUGACUACGCUAAUUGCUGCGAAAGAUUCUUCUUCGAUUGAAGAUGCUGAAAAUAUCAGGAAAGCUUGCAAAGGAUUUGGGACAGAUGAGGCAGUUCUUAUAUCUAUACUAGCACAUCGAAAUGUAGCUCAAAAGAAGCUUGUGAGGAUGGCUUAUGAAGAACUUUAUCAGGAAGAUCUUAUCCAACAAUUCAAAUCUGAACUCUCAGGAAGCUUUGAGAGAGCUAUUUGCAAUUGGACGAUGGAUCCAGCUGAAAGAGAUGCUGCAUUUAUUAAUGAAGCAUUAAAGAAGGAAACACCAGAUUACAAAGUAAUAAUUGAGAUUGCUUGCACCAGAACUUCAGAAGAGUUUCUUGCUGCAAAGCGUUCAUACCAGUUUCAAUACAAGCAUUGCCUUGAAGAAGAUGUGGCAUCCAAAACAAUUGGUGAUUUUCGUAGAUUGUUGGUUGUAGUUACAAGCGCCUAUAGGUAUGAUGGAGACGAGUUUGAUGAGAAUCUGGCUCAUUCAGAAGCAAACAUUCUUCAUCAAGUGAUCGAAAACAAGGCCUUUAACAACGAUGAAAUCAUAAGAAUUUUAUGCACAAGAAGUAAGAAGCAGCUAUGCUCAACUUUCAUUGCCUUUAGAAAUAUGUAUGGCACGACAAUUACCAAGGGAUUAUCAACAGAUCAUCCAAAUGAUGAAUACAUGGAAGCACUGCGUACUGUCAUUCGCUGCAUUAAGAACCCUCGAAGAUACUUGGCUAAGGUGUUAUACUACGCCCUGAAUGAUUUGAUAGCUGAAGAGCAUGCAUUGAGCCGUGUCAUCAUCUCUCGUGCAGAGAAGGAUUUAAACGAAAUCAAUGACCUUUACUUCCAGAGAAAUGGUAUCACACUUGAUAGUUCCGUGGCUAAGAAGACCUCAGGAAAUUACAUGAAUUUUCUUCUUGCGUUGUUAGGAAACAAUUGAGUUUACUUAUUUGUGUUUCAGUUUACUAUCUCUAUAUAUUUGAGAAAAAAAUAUAAUUAUCGAAACCAAUAAACUUAACUGGCUUUUGCUACCACAAUAACGUAGCUUACUACAUAUAGCAUGGUUGAUUCA
Molecule: messenger RNA, 1896 nt
Organism: Glycine soja
Lineage: Eukaryota; Viridiplantae; Streptophyta; Magnoliopsida; Fabales; Fabaceae
Product: annexin D8-like
Exons: 6
Coding region: 820-1764 (314 amino acids)
Cellular component (GO): cytoplasm
Molecular function (GO): calcium ion binding; calcium-dependent phospholipid binding
Source: RefSeq, a predicted model, not a curated record